Phanerochaete carnosa HHB-10118-sp is the source of this 2090-nucleotide messenger RNA. RefSeq lists its product as uncharacterized. Gene Ontology annotation, cellular component: fungal-type vacuole membrane. NCBI's taxonomy places the organism in Eukaryota, Fungi, Basidiomycota, Agaricomycetes, Polyporales, Phanerochaetaceae. Gene Ontology annotation, biological process: intracellular calcium ion homeostasis; calcium ion transmembrane transport. Bases 138 to 887 code for a protein of 249 amino acids. Gene Ontology annotation, molecular function: calcium:proton antiporter activity. The transcript is spliced from 12 exons. The record is from RefSeq and is a predicted model, not a curated record.
CUGAAGACGGAUCUCAGCUACUCGGGUCUAUCCUGUCUAACUUGCUUCUGGUCCUCGGCUGUUCAUUCUUCGCAGGUGGCCUUUUGAGGAAAGAGAGCAUAUUCCAAGCCACCGCCGCUCAAGCAGCGAGUUCUCUCAUGACUCUGGCUUGCAUCACUCUUGUCAUCCCAGCGGCCUAUCACAGCGCAAAGUCUCGUGGAGGUAUCGAUGACGGUGACGGUGACGGCUUACUUAGCACCCUGCAGAUCGUGGACGGUAGUGACCUUGACGAUGGGGCCAACUAUGGCCUGAAGAUUAUCUCUCGUGGCACCGCUAUUCUACUUUUGUUCGUUUACGUUGCUUAUCUCCGGUUCCAGCUAGGAACCCAUGCCGAGCUUUUCAAGCCGAUCAGGGCGACGGAUGAUCUCCACGAGGAGGUCGAGACUCCUCGCAUGAACGUUCCCGCGGCUGCUGUUGGUCUCCUCGGUGCAACUCUCAUUACGUCCUUUUGCGCCGACUACCUUGUGGCAUCAAUCGAGGAGACUGCUGAUCGCUACGGCAUUCCGAAGGCAUUCAUUGGUCUCAUUCUUCUGCCCAUUGUGGCCAACGCCGCGGAACACGUUACCUCUAUUUGGAUGGCGAUGAAGGAUAAAAUGGAGCUUACUAUUGGCAUCUGUGUUGGCAGUUCAAUUCAAAUUGCCGCCUUCGUUAUACCUCUUUUGGUCAUUGUCGGCUGGAUCACCCACCACGACCUCACUUUAUUCUUCGCAGACUUCGAGACGAUCGUUCUCUUCGUCUCUGUGCUGCUCGUCAACUUCCUCAUCCAAGAUGGUAAAUCGAACUACAUGGAGGGCUUGAUGCUCAUCACGCUCUACUGUGUCAUCGCCCUUGCUUUCUGGGUCUCGUAGGCCUUGGAUGAGGGUUCGUUGAGGCUGCGCAAGACGUCUGUCCUGCGCCAUACAAGCCAAAGAAACGCAGGGGUAACGUCUCUGAACAGCCUGUUCGAUCCUUCUGCCCCUUUAGCGUAUGCCUUCCUCUAUACUCCUUCGAUACUUUCUUUAACGCGAUACCCUCGACUAUCCUCCGUGUUGUGCUACCCGCUAUCUUGUAUCCGCCUAUGUGUGCUGUCACGCAGUUGUCUCUGUAAUUAUGGCUUCUUCGUACGACUACGUUCGUUCGUAGUUGCAAUGUUCCGCGCUAGAUGCGAUUGGGCCUGCUAGUAGACUGUGGUAAUGCCUACUAAUACGCUGUGGUAGACAAUAACGCAAUACUAGCCUUGUCCUCUCUCGUGCGGCCUCUCAGUCUUCUUCAAAGUCGUCGUCCUCAAACUCAUCGUAUGGGUUGCUGGCAACUUGUCUCGCCGCCGGUGCAGCUGCCACGACAUCGUUCGGAUCCGCGUCGUCAUCCCAGUCUCCCAGCGCCGCAGGAACCUGUCCAGUCGGCUGCACAGGUGCCGGGGCAGAUCGCGGGGGUCUGGACUGCAAGCGGAGGAGUUGCUCGUCGAUAGCGCUGCCCGACGCCAGAGCACGCCAGAUAAAGGCGACUAGCCGGCACUCGUUGCCGCCGCACCACUGCCCCGCCGCGUGCUGGACGCCGCUUUCGGACGGCUCGAGCUUGACGUCGAGGUCGUCCGCCAUUUGUGUGAUGGACAAGUCCUGUCGCGGCAUGCGCCGCAUCGUCGCGUACAGCCGUGUGACGUCGACCACGUACACGGCGUGCUUGUUGCCUCUGGGCGGGGAGCGUGGGCGCGACGCGUGCGUGCCACGCUUGGGGGACCUCGAUCGGUCGGACCUCUUCCGGUCCUCGUCACCAUAACGGUCGUCGAAGCGUCCGCGUCCGCUCUCUGGCUUGACGGGGUCGUCCUUCGGGAGCCUGUCGCCGAUCUCGAGCGCGUCCUUGCCGAUGACAGGCUCGAAGGCGGUCGUCCAGUCCGAGGCGUCGACGCCAUAGAAGCGCAGGACGUCCACCGCCUCGUCGCCGUCCUGCACGAAGAGCAAGAUCGGCGCGUUGAGGUUGCGCGUGAACUUUUGUGAGAGCUUCUCCUGCAGCUCCUCCCGCGUGACGGAUUGAGCGUCGCCGUACAUAUACGUCUGAAUGCAAAAUAAGUAUUG